AACAAAAACCUUCGCUCAACUAAGCACAAAAGCAAUGGAGAAGAAGAAGAACAAGAAGCAAAAGCAUCAACACCCCAAUGAUCAAACAACGAAACCACCAGCACCAUCAUCGGGUUUCUCUUUCAAGCCAAGCAACGAGGUAAAGGGUCUAAGAUUCGGCGGGCAGUUCAUCGUGAAAUCCUUCACGAUCAGGCGAGCAAGGCCACUGGAGCUACUUAAACUACUCGAUUUCGCACCAUUGUUCAACAAAUCCAACACCACCAACAACAAGCUCCCGUUCCCCACCACAACCGCCUUCUUACCCACAAAUUUCACCAUCUUAGCUCACCAUGCGUGGCACACGCUGACCCUAGGCUUCGGCACCAAGAAAUCCAAAGUGGUUCUAUUCGUUUUCGAAUCGGAAGCCAUGAAGGUAGCGGUGGACAGAAUCUGGCCGCCGGAGAUACCCCUGGGAGAAGUUAACAAGAAGCUGAUAAGGGGGCUAAAAGGGUUCGAAAUGGCGAGGUUUAAGUUCAGAAAAGGGUGCAUUACUUUCUAUGUGUAUGCGGUGAGAGGAGCGGGAACCCUGGGCUUCUCCUGUGCUGAUGAUUUGAAAAGUGUUUUACAAUCGGUUGUGGAGCUCAAGGAUUUCUUGGAUCAUACUGCCAUGCUUGCAUUGCCGAACCAGAGAAGCCUUAACUAUUCCCCUCCGCUUGCCAUGGCUCACUAAUCUUUAUAAUUAUUCUUGUUUCUCUUUGUUUAAUUUUAGGCUUUUAAAUAUAGUUUUGUUUUAUAUGAUUGGGUGAUUGGUUUAUUUAUUGGAUGAUUAUGUUGUUGCUAUUAAUUUCUCUUUCAACAAAUGUGUAUCUUGUAGUAUGAAUAAACCUGUCCGUAAGUCUUUCUUUUU
This is a messenger RNA of Hibiscus syriacus, 886 nucleotides long. RefSeq lists its product as uncharacterized. The transcript has a single exon. Bases 35 to 709 code for a protein of 224 amino acids. NCBI's taxonomy places the organism in Eukaryota, Viridiplantae, Streptophyta, Magnoliopsida, Malvales, Malvaceae. The record is from RefSeq and is a predicted model, not a curated record.